UAACUUUUUCAGGCUAGUGCUAGUUGGCAUUGAAUAUGAUGAUUAAUUCUCUUUUGGUCCUUAUUUGAUCCUUGCAAGCUUCUCUAUGCUUCGAAGUCCAGGAUGGAUGGUUGCCAAGCCAGGCUAAAGAUUUGGUAGGAUUAGAGAAUGACAGGGGAGCUCUUCUACAUGCAUAUUGGACUGAAAGUUUAAUGGAGAAGCCAGCAGGCUAGCAUUCUUCCUAUAUAUAUGCAAGCGGAAUAAGAAGUUGUGGGCUCUUGUAGCUUACAAGAAACAAAGCAACACAAGGAGAAAUACUUCAUGUCAAAUACUCAAAUAUGAGUUCUCUAAGAGGGUUUGGAAAUAUUGCCAGAAAAUGGAGAGAACUCAACGGUGUGAAUUACUGGAAGGGGCUACUUGAUCCUCUUGACGUCGACCUCCGGAAGAAUAUCAUCAACUACGGUGAGCUCUCACAGGCAGCCUACACUGGGCUCAACAGAGAGAGAAGAUCAAGGUACGCUGGGUCUUGCCUCUUCAGACGCAAGGACUUCCUCAGCAGGGUAGAUGUAUCAAACCCUAAUCUAUAUGAGAUUACAAAGUUCAUAUAUGCAAUGUGUACGGUCAGCUUGCCUGAUGGGUUCAUGGUGAAGUCAUUGUCAAAGGCUGCAUGGAGCAAGCAGUCAAAUUGGAUAGGGUUUGUUGCUGUGGCCACCGAUGAGGGUAAGGAAGUGCUUGGGAGGCGGGAUGUGGUGGUGGCAUGGCGUGGGACAAUACGGAUGCUAGAAUGGAUGGAUGACCUUGAUAUUUCCUUGGCGCCUGCUUCAGAAAUAGUUCUUCCAGGCAGCGCUGACGACCCCCGUGUUCAUGGAGGGUGGUUGUCUGUCUACACGAGUACUGACCCAGGGUCUCAGUACAACAAACAGAGUGCACGCUAUCAGGUGUUGAACGAGAUCAAAAGGUUACAGGAGGUGUACAAGCAAGAGGAGACCAGCAUCACCAUUACAGGCCACAGCCUUGGGGCUGCUCUUGCCACCAUCAGUGCCACUGACAUCGUCUCCAAUGGCUAUAACAAGAGCUGCCCGGUCUCGGCCUUCGUGUUCGGUAGCCCUAGAGUGGGCAACUCCGACUUCCAGAAAGCAUUUGACGGUGCAGAAGACUUAAGGCUGCUCCGUGUUCGGAACUCCCCUGAUGUGGUCCCAAACUGGCCAAAGCUAGGAUACAGCGAUUGCGGCACAGAGCUCAUGAUCGACACAGGGGAAUCACCCUACAUCAAAACCCCUGGGAACCCGUUAACAUGGCAUGACAUGGAGUGCUACAUGCAUGGUGUUGCUGGGACACAGGGGAGCAAUGGAGGGUUUGAGUUGGAGGUUGAUCGAGACAUCGCAUUGGUAAAUAAACAUGAAGAUGCACUGAAGCACGAGUAUUCAAUUCCAUCAUCUUGGUGGGUGGUAGAGAACAAAGGUAUGGUGAAAGGCAAGGAUGGCCGGUGGCAUCUGGCCGACCAUGAGGAUGAUGACUGAUUUAGCCAGCCAGUUGGUCUUUUUACCUGACGCAAUCAUCACUGUGACAACCGGGCAACAAGUUGCAACUAGAAGCUUUGACUUAAUACGCUAAUAAAGCAAGCUUUGCUUGCUUAAAACAGGGGAAAUGUUAAUCGUGUGCUGAUUGUUUAAGCGAAGAUAUGUAUCCUGUUCUGUUCGAAUUCAUAGUUUUCAAUGAUUUUAUUUUGAAUAACAAUUGUCUGAUGUAAUCAAGACUCAAAUUUGUUUAGCUGUGAC
This is a messenger RNA of Lolium rigidum, 1757 nucleotides long. RefSeq names its product phospholipase A1-II 1. The record is from RefSeq and is a predicted model, not a curated record. The transcript has 2 exons. Gene Ontology annotation, biological process: lipid metabolic process. Bases 318 to 1499 code for a protein of 393 amino acids. Gene Ontology annotation, molecular function: glycerophospholipid phospholipase A1 activity. NCBI's taxonomy places the organism in Eukaryota, Viridiplantae, Streptophyta, Magnoliopsida, Poales, Poaceae.